UUUUGGGUCUAUGAGUCUAUCUGAAUUUUUUUGAAAACAGAACAAUAUGGAUUUACAUACCAGCACCACUUUGGCGUGGCAACCUUUCCCACCCAUCUCUCUCUCUUCUCCCUCACUCUGACUCCUCAUUAAAUAGUGUGAAACUGAAUCACAUCCAAUUCAGAAAGCAGAACCAUUUUCCAUAUAUCAUUGCCACAAUCUCAAUUCCCAGAACCCAAAAGAAUCAAAAUCAUACUCAUAGCAAUGACUUCUCUGUCCACCUCUUGCUUAACUGGUCCUGUACUUCGACUCCCGUCUCUUCUUUCUCCUCAAAAUCCUAAUCAGAGGUCCUUGUUGUCACUGACUCGGAACCCGGAUCGAAUUCGUGGCAAUCGGAUUGUAUGCAAGAACUUAAGUGUCUGUCCGAAGGCUAGUCUGAGAGGGAAUUUGGAGGUCGCCGGACUUCCAACGUCGGUGCCGGUGCGUGUGGCUCACGAGCUUCUUCUGGCCGGACACCAUUAUUUGGAUGUCAGGACUCCUGAAGAGUUUAGUGCAGGGCAUCCUUCUGGUGCUGUUAACAUUCCUUACUUGUACAGAGUUGGAUCAGGGAUGUCAAAGAAUCCAGAGUUUGUGAAGGAGGUUUCAUCACAUUUCAGAAAACAUGAUGAAAUUAUUGUUGGAUGCCAGCUUGGGAAAAGAUCAAUGAUGGCUGCAACUGAUCUUGUAGCUGCUGGUUUCACUGGGAUUACAGACAUGGCCGGUGGGUAUGCUACUUGGACUCAAAAUGGACUUCCAACAGAGUUGUGAAAGAGAACGCUCGUGGUUAUGGAAUCCUCGAUCGCCUAGGAAUGUGAAUGCCAAGAGAAACAAAUUACAAAUAAAGUGGCAAUAAUAGAGCCUUGAAGAACUAAGCAUGCAUUCAGAACAAAAUGUAGAAGAACAUUCAAGGGUAAUGCGCCCAUUGCAAUGUGUGUAAUUGCGUAGCUUAGUUAAAGAAGUUAGAAGUGGUCCACAUUGGCAUGUAUAUAUGUACUUUAUGCGUGGAGUUCACAACUACUAACUGAAACCAGUUGUAUUGAAUUAAACAAAUGCAGUUGAGUAAGAUUGGUAUCUCAGAUUGCUAACUGAUGAAAUGGAGUAUGGAUGAAGAGAUUCAAAAGAGGGUUUCGGUACAUGACGAAACAUUUUCUGUUUAUU
Molecule: messenger RNA, 1176 nt
Organism: Fragaria vesca subsp. vesca
Lineage: Eukaryota; Viridiplantae; Streptophyta; Magnoliopsida; Rosales; Rosaceae
Product: rhodanese-like domain-containing protein 15, chloroplastic-like
Exons: 6
Coding region: 244-786 (180 amino acids)
Source: RefSeq, a predicted model, not a curated record